Messenger RNA from Caenorhabditis remanei, 768 nucleotides. RefSeq lists its product as uncharacterized. The coding region runs from base 1 to 768 and encodes 255 amino acids. The transcript is spliced from 4 exons. NCBI's taxonomy places the organism in Eukaryota, Metazoa, Nematoda, Chromadorea, Rhabditida, Rhabditidae. The record is from RefSeq and is a predicted model, not a curated record.
AUGCCUCCUCCUCUAUCCUAUCCUGCCCUGAAACUUGUAUUGGAGUAUUUGGAAGCGAAAAAACGGUAUCACAUCACAUCUCGUAACAGUGCUCUUCAAAAAUUAGAUAAGAUAAUCCCUCUUCGCGUGAGAGAUCUUGAAAUACGGGACGACUGUGUUUCUCUAGACAAUUUAUCAUACGGCACGGGCUUUGAGUACCUGUUUUCGAAAUGGGAAACCGAUGAAGAACUGCAGGAACUCUUGAAAAUUCAUGAAGCAAAGGAAAAAUUAGUGAAAAAGUAUUUGGAAGCAAAACCUAGUAUCCUAGUGGAUUGUGUUGGUUUCUACUAUAUGAAGUCUUAUAAACAAGUUCCAGUGAAACUCAACUUGAUCACCAACACAUUGUUUGACGGAGAGAACGAACUGAUUAAAGGAAUUGAAAAACUUCACAGAAAAAAACUAUCUAUUCAUAAUGUUGGCUAUGAAAACGUCGAUGCAGUGAAAAUAAUUAACGACUGGAUAAAGAACGGAAGGGAAGUCGGAACAGAGUAUUUGCUCGGCUUCACUUUUGAUUUUUGGAUGAGACGAAUGCUGAGAGACUUAAAAAAUGAGUUCGAUGAGUUCGAGAAUGAUUUGGAGGGGAUCAAUGUGCGUUUUCUCGACAGAGAGCCGCGGUUUUUGAUUCCAAUAAGCCCAAUAUCCAAGAUUAUUAUCUAUGGAACUGAGAUACAGUCAAAAGACGGCACCGUCUAUCAACUUGUGUUGAAGGUGGUCUCUACGGAUGAAUGA